Molecule: messenger RNA, 1865 nt
Organism: Vigna umbellata (rice bean)
Lineage: Eukaryota; Viridiplantae; Streptophyta; Magnoliopsida; Fabales; Fabaceae
Source: RefSeq, a predicted model, not a curated record
AUGCAAAAUCAUAAGAAAUGCAAGCCUCUUGUGUUGUCAAGUGAAUUUGUUGGUAAGAAAUUCGAAGUAAAUGUUAAGAAGACGUGGAAGUUUUUGCAAGAUGAUCGAGUUUUCACUAUUGGCAUAUAUGGAAUGGGAGGAGUCAGAAAAACAUUCAUAACAACUUAUAUAUACAAUGGGAUAAAAACAAGCAAAAUUUUCGAGGAUGUCUUAUUGGUAACUGUUUCUCAUAAUUUCAACGUCUCCAAAUUGCAAGAGAACAUUGUAGAAGAAAUAAAGGUAAACCUUUGCGGAUAUAUUAACAAGAAAAGUAGAGCAAUAAUUUUGGUAUCAAAGUUGCGGAAAAGAAAAAACACAAUACUUAUUUUCGAUGAUACUUGGAAAUAUAUCGAUCUAAAAAUUGUGGGAAUUCCUCUUCAAGUAAAGAGUAUUAAAGUGGUCAUGACAACUCGCUUGAGACAUGUGUGUCAAGAGAUGCAAUGCCUAUCAGAUAAUAUGAUAGAAGUGGGGACUUUCUAUGAUGAUGAAUAUGAAGAAACUUUGGAGUUGUUUUUGCAACAACUUCAACACUUUGGGAUACCUUCCAAACUUCAUCCUCAAGUGUAAGAUAUUGCAAGAUGUGUGGUAAGUAAAUGUGAUGAUUUAUCACUUGCAAUAAGUGUGAUGGCUCGAAUCAUGAGAGGGAAAACUAACAUCCAUAAAGGGAGAUAUGCCCUGAAUCAAUUUGACAAAUGGGAAAUGAGACAGGAAAUGGAAGAAGAAAUGUUAACUGUACUGAGACGUAGCUAUGAUAAUUUAACUAAAAGUGAGGUGAAAAAUUGUUUUUUAUACAAUGCAUUGCUACCUAAGUUGUUUUGUUAGGGAAGAUUUGAUUAUGAUGCUUGUUGACAUGAGACUCUUAAAUGGAAUGAGGAGUUUGAAAGAAAUAUUUGAAGAGAAAAAUAACAUAGUGGAUAAACUCAUAAACCAUUCAUUAUCGUUGGAACAUGAUUCAAUGUUAAGAAUGCAAGGUCUGGUGAAGAAAAUGGCCUAGAAUAUCUUGAAGGAGAGUGAUGCUAACACAAUGCUAAAAUGCAAUGAAUAUAUGAAUAGCAUAUCUGAAAUACUGGAAUGGUCAAUUGAUUCGGAAAUCGUUUCUCUUGCUAACAAUACUAUAGAAGAACUUUCAGAUGGCACAUCUCUUAAUUGUCCACGCUUGUCCACCAUGCUUUUAUUUGAUAAUUCAAUUGGACAUAUUUAUGAGGGUUUUUUCUCAUACAUGAAUGCUCUAACAACACUUGGUUUAUCAAGAAAGCAUAACUUAACACGCUUGCCUCGAUCUUUAUCAAACGUGAGGUCUCUCCACUUUGGGGUUGUGAAUCUCGUCUUUCCACUUUUAUGUGUCUUCCCCUUUACAUCUGCUAUUUCUAUACCUCCUAAACAAUGUCAGAGAUUCAAAUAUUGAAUCUUGGUCAAACUAGAGAGAAAACUUCCUAGUACCAAUUCCAAAUUGACAUUAUUGGACAAAUCUAGCCAUUUCAAGUUUAUUAAAAUUUUCAAAUCUCGUCCAGUGGAAGUAUAUCACUUAAUUUUGAACAUUAGUGGAGCACCAAAGAAGUGGAGACCUCACGUAAAGAACGAGACAAACGUGUUACGUUCUGCCUUCUUGAUAAUCCAACUAUUGUUAAAGCAUUCAUGUAUGUGAAAAAACACUCUGGAAUAUAUCCAAUUGAAUUGUCAAAUAAAAGCAAGAUGGACAAGUAUGGACAAUUAAGAGAUGUGUCCCCUAAAAUUUCUUCUAUACUAUUGUUAGCAAGAGAAUGUUUCAAACCAUUCUCCUAUGUUAGAUAUGUUUUUCAUAUUCAUUACAUUUAAGCAUGGUAUUA